UCGAAGGCAAUGACCGGCUAUUCAGGUACACUGUGCGGUUCGCUCUAUCGCCAUCGCGAUCACGUUAUAUCGCAUCAUGGCCGCUGGCCCCAUCGCUGAACGAAAUCAAGAUGCGACCAUCUAUGUGGGAGGCCUGGAUGAGAAGGUGUCGGACACCAUCCUGUGGGAGCUGUUUGUCCAAGCAGGACCAGUCGUGAAUGUGCACAUGCCCAAAGACCGGGUGACCGGCCACCACCAGGGCUAUGGUUUCGUGGAGUUCCUGGGGGAGGAGGACGCCGACUAUGCCAUCAAGAUCAUGAACAUGAUCAAACUGUACGGAAAGCCCAUCCGCGUCAACAAGGCGUCAGCUCACCAAAAAAACCUGGAUGUGGGGGCAAACAUUUUCAUUGGCAACCUGGACCCAGAGGUGGAUGAGAAGCUGCUGUACGACACCUUUUCGGCAUUUGGUGUCAUUCUUCAGACACCCAAGAUCAUGCGUGAUCCAGACACGGGCAACUCCAAGGGUUAUGCUUUCAUCAACUUUGCCAGCUUUGAGGCAUCAGAUGCAGCCAUUGAGGCCAUGAAUGGCCAGUACCUGUGCAACCGGGCCAUCACUAUCUCAUACGCCUUCAAGAAGGACUCCAAGGGCGAGCGGCAUGGAUCAGCAGCAGAGCGUCUGCUGGCGGCCCAGAACCCCCUCGCCCACUCGGACCGACCCCACCAGCUGUUUGCCGAUGCACCCCCUGUGGGUGGGCUUCCCCCACCGCCACCUGUGGCUGGUCUGGCUCCUCCUCCCGUGGCCUUGGGCGCAAUGCCACCUGGACCUCCGCCCGGGGGUUUGCCAUUGCCGCCGUUGCCCACCCUGCCACCACCACCACCAAUGCCUGGUGGUAUGCCUCCCAUGCCGCCGCCGUUCCGACCGAUGCCACCAUUCCCGCCCGGUGGACUGCCCCCACCACCACCGCCCUCCAUGGGCAUGCCUCCACCACCGCCACCGAUGCACCAGCCGCCAUUCGGCAUGAUGCCGCCUCCACCAGGGGCGCCGCCACCACCAGACCGGAUGCCACCUCCACCACCUUCACAGAUGGGUCCCCCCGGGAUGCCCCCGCCAUUCCCUCCACCGCCCGGCAUGCGGCCACCACCUCCACCACCACCGCAGUUUGGGCAAAGACCACCGCCACCGCCGCCAGGAUUUGGUAUGCCACACGGUCCUCCAGGACACCCUCCCGGCCCCCCUGGAGCACGACCACCAUGGCCCCAUGGUCCACCACCCCAUGGUCCCCCGCCCCCUGGUCCCCCGCCCCCUGGUCCCCCGCCCCCUGGUCCUCCACCACCUGGUCCCCCCGGUGCACCACCGCCACCUCCGCCACCACCCCCGUCGAGCCACGGGGGACCAAUGCCACCCCCACCGCCGCCGAUGCCUUCUGGUCCGCCACCGCCUCCACCACCACCUGCCAGCUCGUGAGGCUACAUGGCUAAAACAGGGAUGGCUGUGCUUUUGUGCAGACAAUAAAUGGUGUGGGGCCCUGAUGUUCA
Messenger RNA from Dermacentor silvarum, 1515 nucleotides. It is a transcript of the gene Spx, whose product is annotated as splicing factor 3B subunit 4-like. The coding region runs from base 77 to 1444 and encodes 455 amino acids. The transcript is spliced from 10 exons. Gene Ontology annotation, molecular function: RNA binding. Gene Ontology annotation, biological process: positive regulation of mRNA splicing, via spliceosome. Gene Ontology annotation, cellular component: nucleolus; U12-type spliceosomal complex. Lineage: Eukaryota; Metazoa; Arthropoda; Arachnida; Ixodida; Ixodidae. The record is from RefSeq and is a predicted model, not a curated record.